Pocillopora meandrina is the source of this 2634-nucleotide messenger RNA. Lineage: Eukaryota; Metazoa; Cnidaria; Anthozoa; Scleractinia; Pocilloporidae. The record is from the annotation of a GenBank genome assembly.
AUGAUCCGACUUCAUCUGCUGUUGUUGUGGGUGACACUUCAGUUUGAACCAGGUAUUAGCAACCCAAGGCGAUUCUAUCGACCCGGUAACGUAACACUGGGAGUCAUCUUACCACUUCAUGUGAAAAACCCGGAAGACAAAUGCGGCGAGUUUUACGCAUUUGGACUUGGUUACAUCGAGGCAAUCAUGUUUGCCAUCGACCACAUCAACAACGACACCAACUUACUCCCGAACGUCACAUUAGGAUUUGACAUUCGAGACUAUUGCGACACACCAGUUUUAGCCAUGGAGACGGCAAACGACUUCGUUAAAAGUAAUUACUUGAAUGAUUUAUUUGAGGGGCAAACGGAGUUAAAGAUACUAUUAGAUAAUCUAACAGCUCCCAUAUCAGCAGUCAUUGGAACCGAGGAUUCCAGCAGUAGCACUCUGGUUUCCAGCCUCCUUCAAGUGGCUGGGAUACCAACAAUAAGCCCGUUUGCGACCAGUGAGGAACUUAGUUCUCCUUACUAUAGCACAUUCUUUCGCACCAUUCCCCCUGACGGAGAGCAGGCAAAAGCCAUGGUGGAUAUUAUAGAACAUUACGGAUGGACGUACAUCGCAGCCAUCGUUAUCGACCAUUCGUACGGUCGAUAUGGGUUACGCGCUUUAGAGAGGGAAGCAUACGACCGCAGGACGUUUUGCAUCGCAUUUUCUGAGUACUUAACGCAUUCCGGAUACAAAGGGAAAAUAAAAGCGAUAGUGAGAAAGCUCAAAGUGGCCAAAAAUAUUAAAGUGAUUGUCCUAUGGAGCAACUACGAGCCUGCCAAACGGUUCUUAGCAGAAGCGACCGCACAGGGAUUGGAAGAUCGAACGUUUCUAAUUAGCGAGGCCAUAGCAGUUUUAGAAGAGGUCCUACAAGAGAACUCUGCUAUCCUCAAAGGAGCUUUGGGAAUACGACCAUAUUUGUUUACAGAUGAGCCGCUGGAGCAGCAUCUUAGAGGAAUGACGGUGAAAGGUAGCAGAUUAAGUGCUAACCCAUGGUGGGAGGAUUUUUGGACAAACCACCUUAAUUGCUCGUGGAAAACUGGCUCAAAAGAUGCAUGUGAUGAUGACGCAAAAGUAGACCAGGAGGCCUUUUCUAAAAUACACAAUGCCUUUAUUCCUUAUCUGACUGACGCUGUGUACGCUCUAGCCUAUGCCAUUGAUUCAAUAUACAAAUGCAAAGAGCCAAGUGGGUUGUCAGAGAAGGGAAUAUGUCCAAGCACACGAUCUAUCAUCAAACCUAGAGACACCUUAAGGUACCUCAGGAAUGUUACAUUUGACGGAAUCACGGGACGGAUACAGUUUACAAAAAAUGGCGAUCCUUUCUCUUCUUCAUACGACAUCGUGAACUUUCAGAAACAAGGCCAUCGAUACGCAAAUGUUAAAGUAGGGACAUGGAUCGGAGGAACACUCAAUAAACUCACAAUAAACAGCACACUAAUCAAGUGGAGUGACCCGGAAGACACCGAGAACCCGGUGUCUGUAUGCAGCCAAAGCUGUCCUCCAGGAACUAAGCAAACUGCGACUGUAUCUUGCUGCUGGGAGUGUAUUAAAUGUCCAGUCGGUAGCAUCAGCACAGAAUAUAGCUCCCAGAACUGCUCCCAAUGUCCAGAGCAACAUAUGUCUAGCGAAGAAGGUACGGCAUGCCUUCCCUUACCGGUUAUUAACAUUACAUGGAGCGACACUUCAGCGAUGAUAUUCACAAUUCUAACAGCGGUUGGCUUAUUUGGGACAUGCGUGACUUUCGCUAUUUUCCUAAAGAACCAGGACACCCCACUGGUAAAGGCUUCCAAUCGAGAACUGAGCUUCUUGUUGUUGUUCACCAUCGCAUUGUGCUUUGUGCUGACUUUGCUUCAUCUCACACAACCCAGUAAGGUUGUUUGCUGCAUUGUGUAUCCAUGGAGAUACUUCGUCAGCACCGCGUGUGUAUCAGUCCUGUUCCUUAAGACAAACCGUUUAGUUCAAGCAUUCCAAACGAAAAUUAUCCCAAACUGGUUCAGGCACUACGUCGUGGACCCCAGACGUCAAUUUCUUGUCGUCAUUCUCCUCAACAUAGUCGAAGUUAUCCUCACUGUCUUGUGGCUUGCAAUAGAUCCUCCACACGAACAUCAGGAGGUACGACCACAAACACACGUCUUCCACACCUGCCUGCCAUUCCGCACACGGGUCGGGAUGAUCCUAAGAGCCGUAAUGUUCUCGUAUUUCAUUUUCCUUUCUCUAGUAGCCUCCAUUUAUGCCUUCAAAGCGAGGCACCUUCCCGAGAAUUUCAACGAAGCCAGAUACAUCGGUUUCGCCAUGUACGUUUUGCUGAUAUCCUGGUUCUCAUUUUAUCCAGUCGACUCGUCCUUGGAAGGAUUUUACACCACCAUAGUUGCAUGUGCCACAGCCCUGGUCACCGCAUAUGGACUGCUGCUGUGUAUUUUCGCUCCAAAACUCUUUGUUAUUGUUCUGCAUCCGGAGCAAAACACAAACGAGUUCAUGAAAGCGGAAAUUGGUAAGUUUACGACAAGCGUUUCGCAAAUUAAAAUGAGGGUCCAACCCGCCAGUGGAAUCGAAAAUGACUGUUGUUGCUCAGUGACUGAUGAGCAUUGUUGCGGUAAAACAAACCUUUGA